Hippoglossus stenolepis (Pacific halibut) is the source of this 4797-nucleotide messenger RNA. RefSeq names its product leucine rich repeat and sterile alpha motif containing 1 (gene lrsam1). The transcript is spliced from 26 exons. Gene Ontology annotation, molecular function: protein binding. The coding region runs from base 709 to 2958 and encodes 749 amino acids. Lineage: Eukaryota; Metazoa; Chordata; Actinopteri; Pleuronectiformes; Pleuronectidae. The record is from RefSeq and is a predicted model, not a curated record.
UGACAUUAGUUACAGUCGACCAACAACUAAAGAAGACAUCAGCCUUCCUAUGAAAAAGUGAUCAGUUGUACACAGAGUCUGGACACCGCUCACACGGGACGCACUGCUGUCUGUAGCUGUCUGUCCAUGACAGUAACCAGGAAGAAACCUUUCGAUUCGCAUUCUGCUUUACUCGGCCAAUCAGCAGCUAGCAUUGACUGUUAGCCCUUAGCGUUAGCACAUCACGGACUAACCGUUAACUCAUUGGAGUGAGGAGCAGUGGGACAACAACAACAACAACACCAAGGCCUGAACUCAUCAUGCUUGAGCACCUUCACAUGGUAAGGGGAUGGCCUGAUUCUUGCAGUCUGGAGUAUGAUGACGUAGUGAAGUCGGGGUGAAGUUAUCCGUAACUAUUUUGCGUUCAAUAGUACUAUGCAUGCUGUCACACUCCAUUUGUGUGUGCCCUGCAACAAGGUAUUUCUGUGUUUGACUUUGAUCUCCUUGAGUUUCUGGAUGGUCCUGGUCACACCUUCAAAGGAUGGGGUAUAGUCUGGAUCGCUUAUGACAUCAUCAUCAUCAGAUAUAUCCUCUUCAUGGUGUGGAUGUGCCUGCUUGGCAUCUUCAACAACAUCAAUGGGAGUGUUUAAGUCGUCAGGGGCGGCUCCUGUAGUGCAGUGGAGGGGCAGGAGGGAAAGCCAGUAGGCAGAGAGAGGAGCGAGACGCAGAAUGCUUCUGUUCUUCAGGAAGAGGAAGCCCAGCGAUGACUCCCAAAAGAGACUGGAAUAUCAGCUGUGCCGGUCUAAGGAGGCGGGUGCCGAUGACAUCCUGGAUAUCUCAGCUUGUGAGCUCUCAGAUGUUCCCUCAAGUGCCUUUUCCAUGUGCAAGGUUCUACAGAAGAAGGUCUUUAUCCUCCACAACAAUGAGCUGAAGACAAUGCUGCCCAAAGGAUGUGACAUCCGUUCCCUGGCCACUUUAAAGGUUUUGGAUCUGCAUGAAAAUAAGAUCAUAUCGCUGCCAGAAGACAUUGGGAAGCUGGUUUCACUGCAGAUUCUGAAUGUGGAGAAGAAUCGUUUAAAGGUAUUGCCAGAUUCCAUCGGGGACCUGAAGCUUCUGCAGACACUCAAUUUGAAGGGUAACUUUCUCAGUGAGCUGCCGUCAUCAGUUGGCUCUUUGAGCAGCCUGCGCUCCCUGGACCUGAGUGAUAACAACUGUGUCCAGCUCCCCAAACCUCUGGCCUACAUCCGCACGCUAGAGAGCUUUACACUUGAUGCUGCCAUGAUGACCUACCCACCUGCAUCUGUGUGCUCAGAAGGCACAGAGAGCAUUCAACGCUUCCUAUGCACAGAGCUGGGAGAGGAGUACUGCCCACCAUCCCAGUACCUCCUGCCAGUGCUGGAGAAUGACUGUGACAAACAGAACUGUGACGAGUGGGAUGGUUUGGAGGAGGCCUGGAAGAACAAAUUCAGUGACUACGAGAAGAGAAAGGAUCAGAAGCAGCAGGAGAAACUGGCCUUUGAGCGGCACCUCGUAGAGAGGCAAAAGGAACAUACCCAGCUUGUGCUCAUGAACACCUCCCGCAAGGAAAACGUACUCAACUCAGUUCGACAGGAGCAGGAGCGUUUGGAGCAUGGAGUCAGCCAACAGCAGAGGGCUCAGGAGGCCGAGAGGCUGCUGGUGCUGGAAAAAGUGAGACAAGCUGAAGACGGCAUCAGCAGCCGUAUCAGCAACAUGCUGAUGGACAACCAGCGGCAGAAAAAGAGCACAGAGUUUCUUCAAGCCAUGGAGGAAGAUCGGAUCCGUAUGGAGCAUCUGACUUCCAUCACACAGGAAGAGGCCACUUCACUGAGGAAGAGGGAGGUGGCAGCGGCCAUGCAAAAGAUGCUGUCAUACACCUGUGCUAUGAACCUCCUUCAGGAAGCCAGUGACUGCCGCAGACAGAGCCUGGUCUCUGAGGCCAAUAGAAGGUCAAACCCCCAAAACACACCAGAUAUCAGAUCUGAGCAGAUUAUGGAGAAUUUGGACAAGAGGUUCGAUAAGAUGCUGUCCCUCCAAGCUUUGGACAAGUCUAAAGCCAUUGCCCACAUCUUGCAAGAGGAGGAGAUGCAGAAAGUUGCGUUCCAGGCAUUGCAGUUGGAGAAAGAUGCUGUACACGGCUACAUCCGCAACGAGAUCAAGCUCAUAGAGGGUGAAUUAAUGCAACUGACUAAACUGGAAAUUAAAAAACGCAAUCUGGAUGCUGAGAACCUGCAGGAGGUUCUGGUGGAGCAGCGCACAGCUCUCACUGAUUUGUUGCAGCAGCUGCUGAAGCAGAGGGAGCAGAGAGAGCAGGAGCUGCGGCAGAUUCUGGUGGAGCUGGAGCAGAAGUGUGAGUCGAACCAGCAGAACUACUGGAUGAUCCAGUAUCAGAGGCUGCUGGAUGCCAAGCCCAUGUCACUGCGAAUGCAGGAAGCGGGCGUUGAGAAAGAGCUGGUGAACCUGUUGUGUAAACUGGCGGCUCAACAUUACCUGCCCAUCCUGGCUCAUCAUCGAGUGACAACUGAGGCCCUUCGCCACAUGAGCUCCUCUGACCUCAAGAAGCUUGGCAUUAAUGAGUUAGGAAUCCAGAAAGCUCUUCUGAACUGGGCCAAGGAACACCAACCAGAAGCAGGCGCAUGUAAGGUGGUCCCUCAGGAUGAGGCAGCAGAAGUCAUCCCCACAGCUCCAUCUCCUCCCUCCCCUCUUGCUUUUCCCAGUACAUCGGCUGCCCAGAUCCCCAGCCCACCACUCACCCCAGGAACCCCUGUCACUCCGGGAGGACCCAGCCCCGUGGAGGGACCGGGGAGCUCUGAGUGUGUGGUCUGCAUGGAGAAAGAGUCUCAGGUCAUCUUCCUGCCCUGUGGUCAUGUUUGCUGUUGUCAGGUGUGCAGCAACGCUCUGCAGAACUGCCCUUUGUGUCGCAGCAACAUAUCGCAGCAUGUACGACUCUACCACAGCUAGAACCAGCUGCGCUGCUGCCCUUCACCGACGGCAACACCCUUUAUUUAUGCAUGGUCAUGAAGCUGCUGUGAGCAAACCUCUUCCUAUAUAGAAAAACUAUUAGCUGGAUUGUGAAGAGCCAAGCAAAACGUUCCUGUUUUAAUCCAAAACCUCUUUUUCAUGUUUAUUAAGAAACGAGUUUGAAUAGAAUUUUUUAAUGGUGUUAUUUUACUGGUAAUCCAAGCCUGUUUUAUUUUUUUGUUUCUUUUGUUUGUAGAAUUUUUAUCUCAACUGAUAUGUGCCUUUUUCUAAAAUGUUAUUAUUUUCAAACAAUACUACUUGUUUCUUCAACCAAAGUAACAUGUGUUGACUAAGGCAACUUAGACAGAAUCUACUGAUAGUUCGUCCAGGUCCCUCUGUACUUAUCUUUACUUAUCUUGUGUUAUUUGGUGGGAUAUCGUGGUGGGAUAUCGUGAUGAAAAUUCAUUUUCAAAAGAAGCUUCUCCUCUUUUUGAUCUAUUCUUGACAUCCACCACACUAUGGAUUGAUCAAAGCACUCAAAACUAUCUGCUUGGGUCCUAUUAACACCCUUACUCACCCUUAUCUAAUUACUAAUACAAUGUUUUACCGUAUGACUGUGUGGUAAUCAGAAACAAAGACAUGUAUAAAUAUCCAAUAUGUACGUACAUUGUCAGCUUAUUAAAAAGUAGCAUACAAUAACAACUGACUAUAAUAAUAACAAUGAGUGAGUUAGUAUGAAGAGGAAGCUGAGUUUGCAUUUUAAUUGUUGGAAAAAGGGAUGAAGAAUGAAGAACUUAGAAGUAAUUUUAAGAUCACAGAAAAUGGCUAAAAUAAACAUAUAUAUAUCUUAUAUUUAAGUAUACAUAUAUAAUGUAUAUCUAUAUAUGUGUGAAUUUACUGUAUAUACUGCCUAAGUUGGAAGUAAAAAUAAAAUUCCGUAAAACAGUAAGAAAAGAAAUUCUACCAGAACCCCCCCAAUUGACAUUAACUGCUUAAUGUCUCCUGACAUUCAGAAACAGUAUGUCCAUGUGUGAUGUACUGUAUGUAGUUUGGAAACGUGGGUGUACACAGCACAGACAUCAGAAAUACUGUUUUGUGGUACCAGCCUCUCUCCCUGAAACUUCAGCGAGAUUUUACAGUUUGAGCCUUUUAUUCUCAAAGUACGGCCCAAAUCUUCGACCUCCACACAUGCUCCUGCGAUUAAAUAUGGGAUUUUAUUUGGAAUAUUCAGCACUUUCGAGUGUCCUGUAAAUGAAUGAUGUGUGAAGAGGUCUCUAUAUGAGCUCAUGCCUAUUAUUAUUUGAUAUAUAUAUAUUUAUUAUACUACAGGAUGUCCAUCUGAGCGGUUACAGUCUGGGGGGGGGGGAUACUUCUAGCCCUACUGACUACUGAGGUUAUUUUAAAGAUGAAACCACUAAAUGGUUUGUGUUUAAGUUGGUGCUCACGUUUGUUUGUCUGUCAGAAUGGUCAGAACCCUCUGUGUAUCUGCAGUUCUGGAGAAAGGUAAACUAUUUUCCAGACUACUAAAAGCUAAUGGAUGCUCUUAAAGUCUAAAGUGUACUGAAGCUUCGUCUCUCCAUUCAAUGGGAACAGUGGCAUCUCUUCACUGCUCUGACCACGGCCGUGUGACAGGGAUAAGUCAUUGCAGUGAGUUUAGCAGUUGUCAGUCUACCAAAUGCAGAAGUGGACUGUGUAAGAUUAGACAGUGUAAAUAUAUAUGAUGUGACAUUCUACAAUAUGAAAUGGUCUACUAAUGACCCAAUAAAACCUAAGACGGUCUCAAUAUGUGUAUUCUGGUGGAUCACCAACAACCUCAGCAAUAAAAGAGGUUUGACACCA